Messenger RNA from Trichoderma harzianum CBS 226.95, 2358 nucleotides. RefSeq lists its product as hypothetical. Gene Ontology annotation, biological process: protein histidyl modification to diphthamide. The coding region runs from base 1 to 2358 and encodes 785 amino acids. Gene Ontology annotation, molecular function: diphthine-ammonia ligase activity. The transcript has 2 exons. NCBI's taxonomy places the organism in Eukaryota, Fungi, Ascomycota, Sordariomycetes, Hypocreales, Hypocreaceae. The record is from RefSeq and is a predicted model, not a curated record.
AUGACGUCCGAAUCACUAAAUGUCAUUGCGCUUAUUUCAGGAGGCAAAGACAGCUUCUUUAAUCUGGUUCACUGCAUCCGCCAUGGGCAUCGCAUUGUGGCUCUGGCGAACUUGUUCCCUGCCGUGGAUGGUGCCAACGAAGCUGUAGAGGAUGAUCUGAAUAGCUUCAUGUAUCAGACGGUUGGCCAUGAGGUCAUCCCGCUCUAUGCAGCAGCAACAGGCAUACCCCUCUAUCGACAGCCUAUCCGUGGCGGGGCACUACAUCACGAACGGGACUAUGAUUAUUCGUCUGGGGGGCAGAAGGCCGAUGAGACAGAAUCAAUGCUGCUUCUGCUAAAGGCCAUCAAAGCUCGCCACCCAGAGGCCAACGCUAUCUGUUCCGGGGCCAUCUUGUCAACUUACCAGCGCACUCGAGUCGAGUCUGUUGCGUUGAGACUUGGCCUCACCCCACUGGCAUACCUCUGGAAGUAUCCCGUUCUUCCAUCUCCUGAGAAUGAGGUUGCAGAUGAUGCUCAGUUACUGCGUGAUAUGGCUGUGGCCGGACUCGAUGCUCGAAUUAUCAAGGUUGCAAGCGCCGGACUUGAUGAAAGCCACCUAUGGGAGCGAGUGUCGAGCACCGAAGGAGUACACCGAGUGAAGAGUGCUUUGAAGAAGUUUGGUGCUCCUCAAGGAGCUGCACUGGGCGAGGGAGGAGAGUUUGAAACGCUUGUCUUGGAUGGGCCGGCUUGGCUGUUCAAGAAGAGAAUAUCUGUCCCCGAGGAAAGACGGCGAGUUGUCAACGAAGGAGGGGGCUCAGUUUGGUUGAUGCUUCGGGGAGCUCAACUUCAAGAAAAAAACACAAAUGUCGAUGACGAUGCGAGCCCAGAAUCGUCUGUUAGGAUUCCUGAAUUAUUUGAUGUCAAAUUUCAUACCAUCCUGAAUACGGUCAUGAGUGCAAAGUCGGCCGAGGGCAGCGGGAAAGAAGUCUCCGGAGCUCUCACACCACGAAUUUUGGGCAAAGAUUUCCCCACGACUUUGGAAGAAGAUGACGACUUUCUUCGAUUUUCUGUUCUAGCCAAGUCUUCUGCAGGUUGCAUUUUGAUUGAGGCAGAAAUGCAGUCCAUCGUUGGCCAAAUUGACAGACUCCUUUCCUCCUCAUCUCUUGAUGCGGCCCAAAUAAUCAAUACCACCAUCAUCCUUCGUCACAUGGCAGACUUUCCAAAAAUCAAUACAGAGUAUGGCAGGCUGUUUACAAGGCCAAACCCACCAUCUCGAGUCACUAUUUCGUGUGGCCACUUACUUCCAUCUGGCUACAAUGUCAUGGUGUUCCUCACGGUCCCGAAAUCAGGGGUAAAUUCGCAUAGAAAUGGGCUCCAUGUUCAGUCCCGGUCGUACUGGGCACCGGCGAAUAUUGGCCCAUAUAGCCAGGCUAUUGACGUUGCUUUAACAGCAAAAGCAGAGGCCAGCAGUCUUCGGGGCAUCUACAUUGCCGGCCAGAUCCCCCUUAUCCCCUCUUCGAUGGUUCUGCCGCCUCCAUCGAAUGUCAGUCAUGGUAUGCAGAUUGUCCUCUCGUUACAACAUCUCUGGCGAAUUGGGCUUGAGAUGAAAGUCCAGCUUUGGACAAGCGCGGUAGCCUACUUUGCCAAAUCAUCAUCGCCCGAUGAAAUGAAACGCAACGCCCAAGCAGCCGGCCUUGCGUGGAAGCUCGCUCAUGGCUCACCAGAAGAUGAUGAAGAUGAUGGAAAUGAGCUGGACCCUUGGGAUCUGAAGUACAACUUUCAACACAUGACACUGGCGGGCGAUGAACAGAAGACUCGCGCACGACUGCCUGACUGGACAAUUUUUACGCUGAGACAGCAGAACGAGCCGGAAUCGUGCAUCCCUCCCGUCUUCGCGGUCGAAGUGGAAGAGCUUCCUCGACAGUCUACGGUGGAGUGGCAUGCUCAUGUUGGCCUAUCGCAAAUCGAGGAGAGCAGUGUAGAGAUUAUCUAUCAUCCAGAAACUCCAUCGUCCUGCUGGAGGGCAUGGCAUGUAUUCAUUCGGUCUCCGAAGGCUACAUUGGUGUAUACAACUCUAGCCCAUGUCCCGUCACGGGAUCACAACAGCACCGAUUGGGAAGCUCUGCAAAAGGAACUCUCAGCCUCAUAUGCGGGCUCAGUUCGGGCCCUCGGGCUGACGCCUCCAGUGCCCUCUCCAACCCCUCACCUGGCCUAUGUAGAGGUCACCAGCGUCACAUCCCUGUGGUCGGAUGUCGGCGAUGCUGGGCCGUCGGUGCCUUUUGCGAUGGUUCCGUGCCAUACAAUCUGGUCCGCCAAGGGAGAAAAGAUAAAAUGCGUGGCGAUAUAUAAAACGGUUCUUGGACUGCCUCUGAACGAAUAA